Molecule: messenger RNA, 2586 nt
Organism: Styela clava
Lineage: Eukaryota; Metazoa; Chordata; Ascidiacea; Stolidobranchia; Styelidae
Biological process (GO): proteolysis
Molecular function (GO): serine-type endopeptidase activity
Source: RefSeq, a predicted model, not a curated record
GCGGGAUGGCUCUAUAUGAUCCCUGUGCGAGAAUGUUUUACUCCAUUCGACUGGUGUUACUUGAGUGUCAUCAUUAAAGAAAAAGAUAUAAGUUGUGGAAAAGGGAAAAAGAUGGGGUUCUUUUUGAAGAUAGCGGUAUCAGCAUUUCUUCUGGUGAUAAAUCUUGUCUUCACACAUGCAGAGGUGUGUAGCUCAACAGCAACACGUUACAACUGUAUUCAAAAUGGUGUAAUCACUCAACAGAACUGCAACGACAAUUAUCCGACAUGCCUUUGGUGUCCUGAUAUAGAUCAGAACAGUAGAAAAUGUCAGACCGCAAAUUUGGCUUGCAAGGUACCGGAUAGAAAAGUUGUGACUACUUUCACAUCCCAGACAACGUGUGAGGCAGCAGGACACGUCUACUGUAACGGUGCUGUUACCCAACAAUGCGUUGAAGAUGAGCCUAUUCGUAAAUGGUGUUAUGCGAAGAAUAGCGAGAAAACACUAGUGUCUUGCCCAACGACUCACACGAAUGAGGCAGAUUGCCAGAGUAAUAACUGCUUUUGGUGUGGUCCAGAUGCUAGAGGCACCAAACAAAAUACAUGCUUUGCAAUACCAUCUGAUGUUACAUGUCCCAAUACGGCUUCGGGAACUUGCUGCCCUGCUUACAGUUGUCUAAAGAAUACGAUAACUGAAGCGACAUGUACUGCUAAAGGUUGUAAUUAUUGCCCGGACGAUAAUCUAUGCGUGCUGGGCGAAGGCGGUCCUACAGCCCCGCCUCCCUCAGCAAAUUGUAAUGCAAAUGGUCGCUUCAACUGCAUUCAAAACGGAGAUGUCACAAUAGAAAAUUGUAAAAACUCAUGGCCAAACUGCAACUGGUGCACAGGACAAACAACCAGCAAAUUGUGUCAAACAGAGUUCCUGGACUGCAAAGUAUCAGAUAGAAAAGUUGUUACUGGAUUGACAAAAACUCAGUGCUUGGCAGCAAAUCACAUUUACUGCGACGGAGAUUAUUCACAGCAGUGUAUUCAACCCGAACCCAUCCGGAAGUAUUGUUACUCUAAAGGAUCAGAAAAGACUUUGACAACUUGUCCGUAUACAAACGAAGUUGCUUGCCAUAACGGUGGCUGUUUCUGGUGUGGAGAAGAUUCCAGAGGCGUACGACGAAAUAUGUGCUUCCAAAUUCCAUCUGAGGUCAUGUGUCCUAGUGGAGGAACAUGUUGCCAAGAUUACCAGUGCCUUAGAAAUGGAGCGACUUCAGGAACAUGUGCAAGCAAGGGAUGUCAUUAUUGCAACAACGAAAUGCUUUGCGUUUUUGGUGGCCCUGUCACAACUACGCCUCCGACUACUACAACCCCAACUACCACGACUCCAACCACCACGACUCCAACUACUACGACCCCGACCACCACGACCCCGACCACCACGACUCCGACCACUACGACGCCGACCACUACGACUCCGACCACCACGACUCCGACCACCACGACUCCGACCACCACGACUCCGACCACCACGACGCCGACCACCACGACUCCGACCACCACCAUGGCAACUACAACACAACCAGCAUGCCCAACUGCAAACGUGGAAGAUUGCCUCAGUACUCCAGUUACAAAUGCACAACUGUGCGUGGAUUUAGGCUGUGAGUGGUGUAUGAUGAACAACAUGAUGACGUGUAAACGAGCACAAUAUGCGUCAACUUGUAAUGCACCGACUGGUCUGUCCGUUUGUAAUCCACCACCAUGGUUAACCUCGACUCCUCCCGGUUCUUGUCCUACUUGUAAAUCUCAUGGGUGUGAAUGGUGCGGUGACUCAUCAAGCAACAUAGAAUGCCCCGCCUCCACUGGAUGUAGCACUUGCGAUUGUCAAGAUCCACAGCCCUGUGCCGGUGCGAAUAUGGCAGCCUGUGUUCAUAAUGGAUGCCUGUGGUGUAACACACCGACCGUUAAUGGUGGUUACAAUUGUAUUAAUGUGGAUGCACAUGGCCUUCUACCAGGCAAUGCUAAUCAAUGGACAGCAUGUAGUCGUUCUUGUGGAGGUGGGACAAGAUUUAGGUACACACCCACAUGUACAACGAUCACCACCAAUCCGUAUGCCUGUACUAAAGAGUACGAGACCUGCAAUGCAGUGGCAUGCCCACUUGGAGAUGUUUGCCCACAAGGCGUUGGCGUGCGGUACGACGAUACGAAAACAUGUUGCAUGAGCCAAAGCACAUCCUGUGGAAUGAAUAUAUUGAAUCGACUUCCCGUGGAGGGUUGUCCAACAAAAAGAAAGAAGAGAAGUAUUGAAGAAGAGGAGGAUUACGCUCACCAUCGAGUUAAGCGUAUCAUUGGAGGCGCUGAAAUUGACUGCAUCGACAAAUGGCCAUGGCUGGUUGUCAUUUAUGUGGGAAGUACGAUAAAAUGUACUGGCGUUAUCGUGUCUACAAGUCACGUUCUGACUUACAAAGACUGCCUCGGAGCAACGCUCCCAGCAGAGGGAGAUAUUGCAGUCCAUGCUGAUACAUAUGAUCGCGCUUUAGAUCCUGGACUCGCAUUAAGUGUGGCAGUUGGUGGCAUACUAGUGGAGCCAACUGAUUCACUGUUAGCACUUCUUGAGGUAUGA